AUGACCGCUGAUCAGGUUCCUGUUCACCCAGUUCCAGAGCGUUUGGCUAACGCCCAAGAAUGCCCAAAGCCAUUUGUUUCCUCGUUGGAGCAAUAUCGUUCCAUGUGGCAAGAAAGUGUUGACCACCCUGACAAGUUCUUUGGCAAUCUUGCCAACGAGUUGCUUUCAUGGUCCAAGCCUUUUGAAACCGUCAAGCAUGGCUCAUUUGAGACUGGUGAUGUUGCCUGGUUCCUUGGUGGUGAAUUGAAUGCGUCGUACAACUGUGUUGAUCGCCAUGCAUACCAAAACCCAGACAAGAUUGCUAUCAUCCAUGAAGGUGAUGAGCCUGAUCAUGUGCGACAUAUCACUUACGGCGAGUUGUUGCGUGAAGUGAGCAAGAUGGCUAAUGUUCUCAAGAAUAUGGGUGUUCGUAAGGGUGAUAACGUUGCUAUCUAUAUGCCAAUGAUUCCCGAAGCUAUCAUUUCCAUCCUUGCAUGUGCUCGUCUUGGCGCUCCUCAUUCGGUUGUCUUUGCUGGUUUUUCCGCCGAGUCAUUGCGUGAUCGUGUUGUUGAUUGUUCAGCACGUGUGGUGAUUACUUCUGAUGAAGGUCGUCGUGGUGGUAAGAACAUUGCUACCAAGCGUAUUGUCGAUGAAGCAUUGGGCAAUGCUCAAACCCAAGUUGAGCACGUCAUCGUCUAUCGUCGCACUGGUUCACCAGUACCCUGGGUGGCUGGUCGUGAUGUGUGGUGGGAUGAUGAGAUGUCAAAGGUCCGCGCUGUGUGUGCCCCAGAACGCAUGAGUGCCGAAGAUCCACUCUUUUUGCUAUACACAUCAGGUUCCACGGGUGCUCCAAAGGGUAUUUUGCAUACUACAGGUGGCUAUCUUUUGGGUGCUGCUGCCACUGUAAAGUACAUUUUCGAUUACCAUCCUGAAGACAUCUUUGCUUGUAUGGCGGACAUUGGCUGGGUCACUGGUCAUUCGUACAUUGUGUAUGGUCCUUUGACAUUGGGUGCUACAACGGUGUUGUUUGAAUCCACCCCAACGUACCCCAACCCAUCGCGUUUCUGGGACCUUAUUCAAAAGCACAAGAUCACUCAAUUCUACACUGCACCCACUGCUAUUCGUGCCCUUCGUCGUCUUGGUGAUGAAUGGCUCCAAGGCUAUGAUCUUUCCUCUUUGCGUGUUAUUGGCUCUGUUGGUGAACCUAUCAACCCUGAAGCUUGGGAUUGGUAUAAUGAAAAGGUUGGCCAAAAUCGUUGCGCCGUUGUUGAUACCUAUUGGCAAACCGAAACGGGUUCCAUCAUUGUAUCUCCCCUUCCUGGUGCCACUCCUACUAAGCCUGGAUCAGCUACUUUGCCUUUCUUUGGUAUCAAGCCUAUCAUCCUUGACCCUACUUCGGGUAAGGAAAUCACCGAAGCUGAUGAAACGGGUGUUCUUGCUGUCACACAACCUUGGCCAUCUAUGGCACGUACUGUAUACAACAACCACUCUCGCUACCUUGAUACUUACCUCAAGCCUUAUCCCGGUUAUUACUUCACUGGUGAUGGUGCAUCGCGUGAUAAGGAUGGCUAUAUCUGGGUCCGUGGUCGUGUUGAUGAUGUCAUCAACGUCUCUGGUCAUCGUCUCUCUACUGCCGAAAUUGAGUCUGCCAUGGUUGCCCAUGAGGCUGUUGCCGAAGCUGCUGUCAUUGGUGGUAAUGAUGAUUUGACGGGUCAAUGUAUCCAUGCCUUCGUUUCAGUGAAGCCCCAUGUCGAAGCAGCUGAUGGUCUUGAUAAGGAGCUCAAGAUUCAGGUUCGCUCUGUGAUUGGCCCAUUCGCUACACCUAAGGCUGUUUAUAUUAUUUCCGAUCAUCCCAAGACUCGCUCUGGUAAGAUCAUGCGUCGUAUUCUUCGCAAGAUUGUCAACGGUGAGCAAGAUCAACUUGGUGAUAUUUCUACUUUGGCCGAUCCUUCCGUUGUUUCUCAAUUGAUUGAGAAGGUUCAUGGUACCAAGGCCUAA
Molecule: messenger RNA, 1977 nt
Organism: Lichtheimia ornata
Lineage: Eukaryota; Fungi; Mucoromycota; Mucoromycetes; Mucorales; Lichtheimiaceae
Product: acetyl-coenzyme A synthetase
Exons: 3
Coding region: 1-1977 (658 amino acids)
Cellular component (GO): cytosol
Molecular function (GO): acetyl-CoA synthetase activity; AMP binding
Source: RefSeq, a predicted model, not a curated record